UCUCCGGAGGGAGCGCGCACGUACAAUGCAGCUGCCAGCGAGUCGAGCGUAUUAGUUCAUAACUCAUAACUCAGAUUUGCGACCCUUUCUGCACUGCGCUGUACUAUAAUUAUAUCCAGUAUCGGUUUUAUUUCAUAUUACAUUCGAAGGAUAUCUUCCAGUCAUCAUGGAAUGCGGUUUCACUUAGAAAAUCCCCCUUCUUGGCGGGUUCGCACAUUUCGUGUCGGCUCUCGGUGUUGGAUCUAUCCCAUCGAGAUUUAGCGUUCGGUACCGCGCGCAAUGUGGGCCAGAAACGAUUUUGAGGAUGGAUUCGACGCGUAUAAAAUAGGUUCUAGCACGUCCUCUCCUGGAUGGGUACCAGGCUGUGACUCGGCAUGGCAAGCUUCCUCUUCCUCCGCUGGCAUUAACAGCCGCGGGCGACGUCACAGCGCCGCCUCAGACAGUGGUGACACGGGCAUCGGAACCUCCUGUUCUGACAGCGUAGAAGAUCACUCCAGCUCCAGCGGCACGCUGUCCUUCCAGCCCCUGCGUCCUCAAGGUUCCAUCCCCACGGCUCACGUCAUGCCAUCACCCUCAAGCUCCAAGCUCACCGCACCCUCUGCCCCCACCAGCCCCUGGAGCAGCUGCCAGCUCCCUUCUCCCCUCGACAGCCCCCUGGACAUGAAAGACCCCCGGCCGGUCCGUCGCUGGUCUUCUCUCAACCGCCUCACGGGACAAGAAAAGGCCACCCCUUCCGGGAGACCAUCACAUCGCGUGGACCCGCACGGGUCGUUGGAUCGCGGCGUGCUCUACGGCUACCGUCAGGACCCCUUGUAUUCAGACAGCUUCCUCUCCCAGAGCCUGCAUAAGCUAUCCACCAACUCAGACUUUUCAAAUAAAUACGACCUGGGCAGCACUAACACCCUGGGUAAAACAGACUCGUCUUGUUCUUCUCCGCUCAAGCCCAGCACGUUAGACCUCACCUACAGCGCCUUACCGGAGAGCAAGACCCCCACCAACGGUUUGGUGGGGCCGGGGCAGAGAAGUCCCUCACUCAGGCACCAGGCUGUGGGAGGAUCGCCCAUCCAGCCGGCCGUACGAACUCAGAUGUGGUUGAGCGAGCAGAUGGAGUACCGCCCGGGACCCGACGGAUGCGGGAUGGGCUCGUGGCAACAGGAACAGCAUCAAAGAGAGAGGUUACGGCAGGACGCAGAGCUCACACAGACGCUGAGUGGAACGUCUUUGCCUGUCAAUACUCUAGUAAAAAUUAAGGAGGGACUCCUGAGGCAGAGAGAACUGGAAAUCGACCGACAAAAGCAACAAAUUCUUCAACUUCAUGCAAGGAUCAGGGAAAAUGAGUUACGGGCGCAACAAGUCCUCCAGACCCAGAGGGGGCGCUAUGAUGACUCAUAUCUGCUCAAAGCCAAGGACUCUCCCUACGACAGUCUCGUAUCCAGUCAAAGUCCCAAAUCUCAGCUACCCGAGCGUGUGAGUCCGAUGUGUUGUGAGAACAGCGAGCUGGGCCGGAAAUUAGCCGCGGCGGAGCUGGAGGUCAUUCACCUCAGCGAGUUUCUCAAACAGAACACACAGAAGUACACAGAAGACAUCAAGAAACUGGAAGAGAAGAUGAAAACCCGCGACCGCUACAUCAGCAGUCUGAAGAAGAAAUGCCAGCGCGAGCAGGAGCAGAAUCAAGAGAAGCAGCAACGCAUCGAGACGCUGGAGAAAUACCUGGCAGACCUUCCCUCGCUGGACGAGGUCCAGACGCAGGCUCAGCAGUUGGAAGAGGUGCAGGGAAAGGCUGGAGCGUUGGAGGACACCAUCGCCCGGCUGGAAAAGAACCUGGAGGAGAACCGAGCCCUGCUGGAAGAAAAAGACGCCCUCAUAGAGACUCAAUCCAAGAGGGAGAAAGAGCUCAUGGCGGCUGUUCAGAGCCUCCAAGAAAAAGUGGAGAAGUGUUUGGAGGACGGUGUGCGGCUGCCCAUGCUGGACCUGAAGCAGCUGGAGCGAGAGAACACUCGCUUGCUAGAACAACAGAGCCAAAACAGCAUGCUAAUCGACAAUCAGAAGCAGCAGGUUGAGAAGCUCACUCUGGAGUUGACGUCGCUGGAGAAGAGGUUGCAGAGGGAGAGAGGGAUAACGCAAGAGCUCCGGAAACAGCUCGUGGUGUGCGAGGAGGAGCUGGAAAACCUCUCCACGAACCUUCAGCAGGACCGAAGGCGGACGGAUGAGGAUUCAUCGAACGUGGCUGCCGGGUCCUCUCUGAAGGAGGCUGGGCCGCUGUUGAAGGAGAUGUCUCUGUGUCUGCUGGAUCUCAAGGGUCUCUGUAGUGUUCUCACCCAAAGAGCUCAAGGAAAAGAACCCAACCUGGCCCUGCUUCUCGGCAUCAAAUCUAUGAGCUGCUCGGCAGAAGAGAACGAGAAGCCUCUGAUGGAGGACGGCCUGAGGGCAAAACUGGUGGAAGUGUGUCAGCUGAGGAAAGACAUCGAUGAGCUGCGGACGGUGAUCUCGGACCGUUACGCGCAGGACAUGGGCGACAACUGUGUGACACAAUGAUGCGAAGGCCGAUCUGUAAAUAAGAUCAACACGAUGAAAAAAACUUUUAAUUCUUUGUGACUACUAAAGGCUGGACCAAGCUGUAGAUCCAGUUUACAAGGAUGUGUUGUAUGCUUUUAUUUAUUCAUGCUGGAGACAUCAGUGGUCUUUAUAUUUAAGGUGGUGAGUUCCACACACUGUGUUUUUGAGUUUAGAUGAUAAGUGAUACGAUUGGUCUGAAAGGGAAAGUGGAGCAUCGUGUGUUCUCUAAAGUGCCUUGUGAUCUUCCUUCUGUGAACUGUGUACCUCCAAAUUUCGACGAGUCACGAACUUCAUUUUCCCAGAGAAGCUGAAGAUCAUCUCCACAAGAGCUACAGGUCGCAGGUCGACGUUUUCAAGCCGGCCCUCUAGAUUGCUAAACCGUCCUCCAUUCCCAACAUUUGAUCAGAAUCUUGUGCAUAUGAAGUGUGUUUGCGUGCUUGUUUGGUACUUGCGUGUUUGUUUAGGUCAGGGCGAUGUGAACAGUUUGGUCUUCCGUAAAAACAAAAGCGUUUCAUGUUAAAAUAAAUGACGGAAGAGGAAUUCAGGUUAAUGCUUUCAGGACAUCGUUUAACUUUUUUUAAUUAGACUGAAAUAUUGAGG
This is a messenger RNA of Triplophysa dalaica, 3156 nucleotides long. It is a transcript of the gene cep85l, whose product is annotated as centrosomal protein 85, like. Gene Ontology annotation, cellular component: centrosome. NCBI's taxonomy places the organism in Eukaryota, Metazoa, Chordata, Actinopteri, Cypriniformes, Nemacheilidae. The record is from RefSeq and is a predicted model, not a curated record. Bases 280 to 2535 code for a protein of 751 amino acids. The transcript has 13 exons.